Eupeodes corollae is the source of this 1474-nucleotide messenger RNA. RefSeq lists its product as uncharacterized. Lineage: Eukaryota; Metazoa; Arthropoda; Insecta; Diptera; Syrphidae. The transcript has 2 exons. Gene Ontology annotation, biological process: apoptotic DNA fragmentation. Gene Ontology annotation, molecular function: nucleic acid binding; RNA endonuclease activity; single-stranded DNA endonuclease activity. The record is from RefSeq and is a predicted model, not a curated record. Gene Ontology annotation, cellular component: nucleus; mitochondrial inner membrane. Bases 114 to 1379 code for a protein of 421 amino acids.
UGAGAUUUCAGAUAUAUUUCGGACUUCAUUCGAAUCAGUCGCACGAACAACUUAGAGCAGUCGCUCAGUUUAGUAUAGUUUACCAUAUUCUCUGUACACAAAAAGAUACAAUUAUGUGUAUCUUAAAGAUUGUUUUGAUUUACGCUAUUGUAUCGCUGAAUAACGUUUACCUAGUUAGUUCGAGAAUUCAAUUAAAACAACCAGAAGAAAUCAAAGUGGAACGUAUUCCGAAUGGUCCACCAUGUAUUCUGGAUAUUAACAAAGACCUUGCCGAUCCCCAGCCUUUGCAUCUUCAUCCUGGCUCAACAGUCUUCUGGCCAGUUCGUGAUAAAGGUCAUCUAGAAAUCCCCCGUGGAGAGAGUGUAGAACUGCAAUGCACAAAAGGUUUUCGAUUAAAACCCACUGAUAAAUCUAUCAAUGCAACUUGUUCCGAAGACAAGAGCUUCCUAGUGAACAAUGAAAAAGUACCUUUUCAGUUGCUCAAUUGUACAUCACCGGUGAGAUACACAGUUCGUGAGGCCAAUUCCACAUGCGCCGAUAAUGCAAGACUCUACGAAAUCGGUUUCGAUGUCACUUCGAAUCGAUUUAUCAAGACAAUCAGCGUUUGUCAUGAUAAAUCGAGAGUUAAUACUCUGUGGACAUUCAAUAAGCUCGAACCGGCAAAUGUUCACUUUCAGAAAUCCGUACAACGCUUAAACUUCAGCAAGGCAGGCUACUUUGAAAAACGUAACAUGAAUCGUUUGUAUUCGAAGGAGAACCAGAAGCAAGUCUUUGAGAAUCUUCUCGGGAGCAAUUAUGUGAAAUUCUUCAACAAUCGCACUCAGUUUCUGUCUCGGGGUCAUAUCUCACCGAAGGCCGAUCAUAUCUAUGGAUCCCAACAGAGGGCGACAUUCAAUUUCUUCAAUGCCGCACCACAAUGGCAGAUUUUUAACGCUGGCACCUGGAGUGCGGUGGAAAAUGGAAUUCGACGAUUAGUCGCUAGCAAAAAUACUGAGUUGGAUUGUUACAGUGGAACAUGGGGAGUUAUUUCACUGCCAAAUUCAAAAGGUGAACCGAGGGAAAUUUAUUUGGCUACGGAUGCGAAUAAUAAUGGAGAGAUUCCGGUGCCGAAAUUGUUCUAUAAAUUGAUUGUUGAUACAAGAUCAACACCACAGAAAGGUGUUGUGUUGAUUGGAGUGAAUAAUCCUUAUGUGACAAUGGAGGAGCUCAAAGAGGACUAUCUGAUAUGCAAUGAUGUGAGUGAGUGGGUGCCUUGGAUUCGGUGGAAGCGGGAUAAUAUCGCUAAGGGAUAUUUCUUUGCUUGUAGAGUUGAUGAUUUUAUACGAGUUGUGGAUGAAUUGCCAAAGAGUUUGAAAAACGUUCACGAACUUUUAGUGUAGAUAAUUUUAAGUUUUCUUGUUUUAUGUAGACGGAGAGUGUGUGAGAAAUUUACUGUGGAAUAAAUCUCUCUUUUUGUGAUGUUCAAAUAUUUAUU